Messenger RNA from Cuscuta europaea, 1966 nucleotides. Lineage: Eukaryota; Viridiplantae; Streptophyta; Magnoliopsida; Solanales; Convolvulaceae. The record is from the annotation of a GenBank genome assembly.
CGUGCAUUCGUCCGGAAGAGCGCAUCUAAGAUGGCUGCUGGUGCAGUUUCCGGAUGCAUAUUUUGUCAAAUCGCCACCACUUCCACCUGCACCACUCUCCUCCACUCCGAUGAAAAUGUAGUAGCUUUUCAGGAUAUCAACCCUUCAGCUCUCAGGCAUUACUUGGUAAUUCCAAAGGACCAUAUUCCUACCGUCAGAGAUCUCAAGAAAAGCCAUAAUGACUACUCCUUGGUGAACCACAUGCUAGAUGUUGGAAAGAGUUUGUUAUGCAGAGAUGCACCUCAGAGCAAGCAAUACAGAUUUGGUUUUCAUCAGCCUCCUCUGAACAGUGUUAACCACCUUCAUCUCCAUUGCUUAGCACUUCCUUAUGUUUCCAGAUGGAGAUGUGUGAAGUACACAUCUUUGGGACCACUUGGGGGAUUCAUUGAAGCUGAAAAUUUGUUGCAGAAACUAAAGCUAUAAUAACUCCACAAGCACUGCCUUGAUGAAUGUAAUAAAUGCAAUAAUAAUUCAGUAAUUUUUGAAAUAAGAAUUCAGUAAUUGUGACUCGGAGGCCGUGUUCUAAAAGGCGGCAAAAGGUGGGGCCUAGACGCGCCUAGGCGUGAGGCGGCGGAGAAACGCCUUGCAUUGUAGAAAGGUGUGCAAAAGGCAGUCAACUUAAAAGUUGACCACCAAAGGCGUGAAAAGCGAAGCCUAGGCGUGCUUAGGCGUGAAAAGGCGAAAGUUUUUUAUAUGAAAUAUUUUUUGAAAAAACUGAUUAAAUUUAAAAAUAAAGUACUUUUAUAAACAUGUUAUAUAUGGAAUAUAAUAUGGAGUAGUAGAAAACAACAAUGUAUUAUUUUGUAUUUUCACUUUUAUACAUUUAAAAAUGGGAAAAUGGAAAUUAACAAUCCAACCUUUUAGCGGUCUUUUUACAAUAUUCCCGUCUUUUGAUUAUUCAGGAAUAAUCUAACCUUUGCACCAUAUCUUCAUUCAAUAGCCCCUGAUCGGUUUAUGACCUGCUAGGGUUGGACUCGGGCCGGGUCCGGGUCGGGCCUAGGCCCGGGCGGGCCGGCGGGUCAGAAAUGGUGGACCCGGGACCGGCCCGGGUAACCACCGGGUCCGGUCCGGGCCGGGUCGGCCCGGGCCCAUUAUAUAUAUAUAUUUUUUUGUUUUCCUCUUCCUAAUUAACCCCCCUCCCACCCCCAACCCCCCAAACCACCCCAAAUGGCCCAAAAUACCCAGCCCAACCCGAAAAGUUAAAAAAAUUGAAAAAAAAAAAAAAAGGCCUGAACCGGGCCCGGGCCUGACCGGGUCGGGCCUUGUUUUGGGUGACCCGAGCCCGGACCGGAAAACCCACGGACCGGGCCUACCCGGACCGGUCACUGGCCGGGCCACCGGGUCGGGCCGGGCCGGAACAGUGCUGGUCCCGGGCCGGUUCCGGGUCGGGCCACCCGGCCCGAGUCCAUCCCUAUGACCUGCUAUUCCAAGUUAUUUUCUUAUCUUUGCAAUAUAUUAUACCAUAAAUCUCACCUCAUGGUCACAUAAUGUUUUGCAAAGAUAAGAAAAUAAUUUGGAAUAUCAGAUCAUCAACCGUUCAGAGACCAUUGAAUGAAGAUGGGGUGCAAAGGUUGGAUUAUUACUGAAUAAUCAAAAGGUGGAACUAUUGUAAGAAGACCGCUAAAAUUAUAUAUAUUGAACAAAAUAAUAAUUAGGCUCAAUCUUGUAUAAUAUAUUUUGGUCAUUUGUUUUCUUCUUCAUAUAUUUGUAUUAAAAUAAUAAUUAUCAACAGAAAUCUAAAACGCCUUUUCACGUCUAGGCUUCGCCUAUUCCCGUCUAGGCUUAAGGCUUGGCCUUGAUGCCUUGUCACGCCUCACGCCUUUUAGAACAUUGCUCUGAGGUAUGGUCUUUUGUGUGAAUCAAGGUAGGUAAUUCCAAGCUUUAAUAUCGGCUCACUCCCCUUUUAAUUUAAGAUAAUAAUACUAUG